Messenger RNA from Lemur catta (Ring-tailed lemur), 1047 nucleotides. RefSeq names its product sperm acrosome associated 3 (gene SPACA3). Lineage: Eukaryota; Metazoa; Chordata; Mammalia; Primates; Lemuridae. Bases 1 to 1047 code for a protein of 348 amino acids. Gene Ontology annotation, biological process: fusion of sperm to egg plasma membrane involved in single fertilization. The transcript is spliced from 9 exons. Gene Ontology annotation, cellular component: acrosomal vesicle; sperm flagellum. The record is from RefSeq and is a predicted model, not a curated record. Gene Ontology annotation, molecular function: lysozyme activity.
AUGGGCUUGGACACGGGUGGAGGCCCCGCAUCCUCACGCUGCGGGGUGGAGGUGGACAGCAGGAGUAGCUGUCUGAGCCGACCACCAGGGCUGGUGAGCCGCCUGCCACCCCAAAGCUCGGCUCUGAGCCAGAGUGGCAGGGGCUCCGCGUCCUCCGCCCGCAUGGAAGUUAGGAGCGGGGCUCCCGGGAGGCAGCUGUGUCCGCCUGCCAUCACCCUGCUGGCCCUCGUCCCUCUGCUCAGCUGCCUGUUCGCCUCCAGCGAAGCCAAGGUCUUCAGUCGCUGUGAGCUGGCCAGAGUGCUACAGGACUUUGGUCUGGACGGAUACCGGGGGCACAGCCUGGCCGACUGGGUCUGCCUGGCUUAUUUCACCAGCGGCUUCAACACGGGCGCUGUGGACCAUGAGGCCGACGGAAGCACCAACAACGGCAUCUUCCAGAUCAGCAGCCGGAAGUGGUGCAAAAGCCUCAUCCCGAACGCCACCAACCGGUGCCGGAUGUACUGCACUGACUUGUUGAAUCCUAACCUCAAGGACACUGUUAUCUGUGCCAUGAAGAUAGCCCAAGAGCCCCAGGGUCUGGGCUCCUGGGAGGCCUGGAGGCAUCACUGCCAGGGCAAGGACCUUGCUGACUGGGUGGAUGGCUGUGACUUGUGCCUGUCGGAGACCAAGCACCUCAGUGCUUCUGCACCUCACCUGUCCACCUGGGCUGGGCUUCAGGUGGACUCUAAAAAGCUGACCACGAAAAGUUUGCCUCCAUUCCUCGUAUGGCGGCCACCGUGCUUGGCCCUCCUGCUGGUGGCUGCGGACCCGCAUGCUCCUGCCACCCUGGGGUGGUGCCCAGGGAGGAACUCCAGGGGCUUCCGCUUCACCUCUCCCUGCUCUCCAGCGCCCUCUCGUGGCAGGAAAUUCAACACGCGGGAAGCUCCGCAGAAGGCAGCGCUGUCCCUCACUAGCCUGCAAGGUGGGUGUCUGAAGGAGGAAGGUGGGCGGAUUGUCAGGACCACGGUGGAUGUGGUGCCAAGAGCAGCCAUCCAGGUGACAGGGUGA